CGUCUCCAAUCUCCAUCCCGUGAGCUCCUUUUUAUUCCUCGAGCAAUCGCCGACGGUGCCCUGCGAUGGCUCCAGUAGUUGCGAUCCUGCUCACCGCCGUCGUGGCUGUCGCGGCGUCGCUGCUUGCGCCGGCGGCGGCCGAGCUGACGCGGGUGGAGCACCCGCCCAAGUCCGAGGGGUCGCUCAGCAUCCUUGCCGUCGGUGACUGGGGGCGGCGCGGGCAGUUCAACCAGACCCUGGUUGCCGAGCAGAUGGGAUUGGUGGGGGAGAAGCUGGACAUCGACUUCGUCAUCUCCACCGGCGACAACAUCUACGACGACGGCAUCGCCAACACCAGCGACCCGCUCUUCAAGGAGUGCUUCACCAACAUCUACACCGCCCAGAGCCUCCAGAAGCCUUGGUACAUCGUCCUUGGCAACCAUGACUACACCGGCAACGCGCUGGCGCAGCAAGACCCCGCCAUCCGCGAAGUGGACAGCCGGUACCUCGCCAUUGCUAAGUCCUUCAUCGUCAACUCAGAAAUCGCGGACUUCUUCCUCGUCGACACGUCGCCGUUCUACCUCAAGUACUGGAACAGCAGCAAGUACGAUUGGAGAAACGUAGCUCCUCGCGACACCUACAUCGAAACCCUCCUCAAGGACCUGGACGACGCGCUGACGCAAUCCGAGGCGCCCUGGAAGAUCGUCGUCGGCCACCACCCCAUCAGCAGCGGCUGCGAGCAUGGGAACACCACUGAGCUCCAGCAGCUGCUCCGGCCCAUCCUCGAGGCGCGCGGUGUUGAUAUGUACGUGAACGGCCAUGACCACUGCCUCCAGCACAUCAGCAGCAGGAACAGCCCUGUUCAGUUUAUGACGAGCGGCGGCGGGUCCAAGGCAUGGGCAGGCAAGUUCAAGACCACCUCGGACAAGAUCGAGUUCAUCUACGACGGGCAGGGGUUCAUGUCGAUGCAGCUGAGCAAGACGGAGGCGCACCUCGUCUUCUACGACGUCGCCGGCAACGUCCUGCACACCUAUGACAGCACCAAGACCGAAGAUGAUGAGCACUAGCUACCUAGCUGGCUAGAUCCUAUUGAUUAAUUAAAUGUUUGUCUGAAUUAAUUGGGAAGCAGUUCGUGUGUGUGUGUGUAUGUGUUUGUUGUUGUGUAUGUGCAGAAGAGAAAAUUGUAUCUUCCGUGGAAUU
Molecule: messenger RNA, 1179 nt
Organism: Panicum hallii
Lineage: Eukaryota; Viridiplantae; Streptophyta; Magnoliopsida; Poales; Poaceae
Product: purple acid phosphatase 4-like
Exons: 7
Coding region: 66-1046 (326 amino acids)
Molecular function (GO): ferric iron binding; ferrous iron binding; acid phosphatase activity
Source: RefSeq, a predicted model, not a curated record